UGCGCAUAUGGAUGCAGCGUGACACGCGUGUAGAGGAAGUGUAACUGCUGUGUGUAGUGAGCGGUGACUGACUUGACACAGGGACAUUCGCCACCGGUACGGGCCGUUAACAGCUCAUCUUUGAAACCCAAAAUGUCUUGGCUGUUCGGCCUUAACAGAGGGCAGCCCGAAGCUCCUCCGGAGAUGCCGGUGCCGCCACCUCCACCUCCGCCGGCCGGAGGAUCCGGUGGAUCUAGCGGUGACAGACCCAAGGACAAAUGGAGCAACUUUGAUCCAACAGGGCUGGAACGUGCGGCCAAGGCAGCCAAAGACCUUGAUCAAUCACGACAUGCCAAAGAGGCCCUGGAUUUGGCUCGGAUGCAGGAGCAGAGUGUUCAGAUGGAGCAUCAGACCAAGAUAAAGGAGUAUGAGGCGGCACUGGAGCAGCUGAAAGGUGACCAGAUUCGCAUCCAGGCCGAAGAGAGGAGGAAGACCGUGCAAGAGGAGACCAAGCAGAACCAGGCUCGGGCACAGUACCAGGACAAGUUGGCAAGGCAGAGGUAUGAUGACCAGCUCCGACAACAGCAAGCCAUCAAUGAAGAGAACUUGCGCAGGCAGGAGGAGUCUGUUCAGAAGCAGGAGGCCAUGAGAAAAGCCACCAUCGAACAUGAGAUGCAGUUGCGUCACAAGAACGAGAUGCUUCGUGUGGAGGCGGAGUCUAAAGCUCGGGGACGCGUGGAGCGGGAGAACGCUGACAUCAUCCGUGAGCAGAUCCGUCUGAAGGCCGCUGAACACAGACAGACUGUCCUGGAGAGCAUACAAACUGCGGGGGCAGUUUUUGGAGAAGGGUUCCGAGCCUUUGUGUCAGACUGGGAUAAGGUCACAGCCACGGUGGCAGGACUCACAUUGCUUGCAGUUGGCGUUUACUCGGCGCGGAACGCCACGGGCGUGGCUGGGCGCUACAUCGAGGCUCGUCUCGGCAAGCCCUCCCUGGUCCGCGAGACGUCCCGCAUUACUGUGGGCGAAGCCAUCAAGCAUCCAAUCAAGGUGACAAAGCGCCUGAGCAGCAAGCCUCAGGAUGCUCUGGAGGGGGUUGUGCUUAGCCCUGUCCUGGAGGAGCGUGUGCGUGACAUUGCCAUAGCGACGAGGAACACACGGCAGAACCGAGGGCUGUACCGCAACAUCCUCAUGUACGGCCCACCUGGCACUGGCAAGACCCUCUUUGCCAAAAAAUUGGCAAUGCAUUCUGGGAUGGAUUACGCCAUUAUGACAGGUGGUGAUGUGGCACCAAUGGGACGUGAGGGCGUGACAGCCAUGCACAAGGUGUUCGACUGGGCCAACACUAGCAAACGAGGCCUCCUGCUCUUCGUUGAUGAAGCCGAUGCAUUCCUCCGCAAAAGAUCCACUGAGAAAAUCAGUGAGGAUCUGAGAGCUACACUAAAUGCAUUCCUGUACCGCACUGGAGAACAGAGCAACAAGUUCAUGCUGGUCUUGGCCAGUAACCAGCCGGAGCAGUUUGACUGGGCAAUAAACGACCGCAUUGACGAGAUCGUCAACUUCGCCUUGCCAGGGCUGGAGGAGCGGGAGAGGCUGGUGCGCCUGUACUUCGACCGAUAUGUGCUGGAGCCAGCCACUGGGGGGAAACAGAGGCUGAAGCUGGCCCAGUUUGACUACGGACAGAAGUGCUCGGAGAUCGCUAAGCGGACCGAGGGGAUGUCGGGCAGAGAGAUCUCCAAACUGGGCGUCGCCUGGCAGGCGGCAGCGUACUCCUCUGAAGAUGGCGUGCUGACGGAGGCCAUGAUCGAUGCGCGGGUGGAAGAGGCCAUAAGGCAGCACCGGCAGAAGAUGGACUGGCUCCACACGGAGGCGACAGGGGAAGGGGAUGGCACCGUAGGGGCAGCCGUUGACCUGGGCAAGAUGGGCUUCACAUUGCCUCACGGAACGCCUCCACCGCAGGCCUUCUCUGGGAACAUUCUAGAAUUACUGUCCCCCUUCAGGGACCGCAAAAUGGGGGAGGGGACAGGCAACGGGACAAAAUCAGAAGCACCGCCUCCCAAGGACGGCACUCCUGUCUAAUUGGCCUAGUUUACAGUCCAUCACUUCUCACCGUCUUUCCUCCAAUAACCUCAAUUACUGACCUCCGGCCUGUUUGUGUCUAAAGACCAAUGGGAACAUCAGGAGUCAUUUUAACAUAUGUCUCUAUUUCAGAGUCCAUCCAUCGUCCCCAUCAGAUUCCGGCACAGGCACCACAUCCCCCAGUCCGCGAGCAGGGCACAUGUGUCACCCCAGACAUUGCACGUUACAUUAAAUUAUGCACUUGUGACACUUGAUGCCAGUGCUCAGGAACGGGUGAUCCUCUGCUCAUGCAAGGUGGUGGGGUAGAGUUUCUGGUACCUAGGCACCACCUUGGUGUGGUUCUGGGACUUAACCACCCAUUAAGCUGUGGCCCAGCACUAAAGAAGAGGAGGGGAUGGGGGAGAGAGAGAUGGAUGAGACAUUAAGGUGCUCUGGGAUGGGGACUAAGGAGUUUAUGAGCCACUGAUUGGGCACGGGUCAUAUCCAGAAGGCCACUGUUACCUGUUUGCCUGUAGUCUGUGUUCAUGUGAGAGGGGUAAGACGUAGAACUGUAUUCAUGAGAAGAAUGAUUAUAAAUGGUGUGAUGUUCUGUAUUUUGUGACUGAAUCAAAUCACCCUGUCUGUGUAAGUUUACUUUACAUGAAGGAAGAAUGAGCUAUAAUUCCAUGUCACUAAUAUAAAGUGGAUAAAUAUUAAUCAGAUGGAAAUGUGUGUUUUUAUGAACAGUAAACAUAAUGAUUUCUUAAA
Molecule: messenger RNA, 2802 nt
Organism: Alosa alosa (allis shad)
Lineage: Eukaryota; Metazoa; Chordata; Actinopteri; Clupeiformes; Clupeidae
Gene: atad3
Product: ATPase family AAA domain containing 3
Exons: 16
Coding region: 133-2055 (640 amino acids)
Biological process (GO): mitochondrion organization
Cellular component (GO): mitochondrion
Molecular function (GO): ATP hydrolysis activity; ATP binding; zinc ion binding
Source: RefSeq, a predicted model, not a curated record